UAGUGUUAUCAAACCAUCGUGAAUUUUACCUUAAUUCGAAGCGGAAUUGAAUUCGACGUGUUUUGACACCGUAAUACCUGCGCCAAAGUGACCUAAGAGACGUUUCUACAUGAGACCGAUCAACAUUGCUUGUGGGCGUGUUGAACUUUGACACACUGUGCACAGCGUGAAGGUUUUAUGGACCAUUUGAUUUGAUUUUUUUUUUUUUUUUUUUUUUGAGCGAGUCGAAAAAGAUGACCUCCAAGAAAGUGAUCGAGUUGUUCUACGAUGUGGUGUCUCCGUACUCCUGGCUGGCCUUUGAGGUCAUGUGCCGCUACAGAAGCGUGUGGAACAUUGAGCUCAAGCUGAAACCUGUGUUUCUGGGUGGCGUCAUGCAAGGUUCUGGCAACAAGCCCCCUGGACUGGUUCCGAAUAAAUUCAUGUGGAUGACCAAGGAUCUGUGUCGCCUGGCCGACUAUUUCAACGUCCCAUUACACUUCCCUUCAGACCCUGCCGAAGCCAUGUUCAGGAAAGGCUCCUUGAAUGCAAUGCGCUUUGUGAAAGCGGUGCAGGAGAAGGAGAUAGGCGGAGACCAACAGGUGGAGAAGGUGUCCAGAGAGCUCUGGAGAAGAAUCUGGUGUGAAGACAAAGACAUCACUGAGCCUGCAUCACUGGCUGAGGCAGCGCAGAAAGCUGGCUUGAGCAGGAGUGAGAUUGAAGAGUUACAUAAGCUGUGCACCACGCAGGAAAUCAAAGACAAGCUGAAAAGCAGCACACAGGACGCACUGGAUUAUGGGGCGUUUGGCUUCCCCCUGUUGGUGUGUCACAUCAACGGGAAAGCUGAGAUGUUUUUUGGCUCCGACAGAUUUGAGAUCAUGGCCCAUUGUCUUGGUGAAAAGUGGCUCGGACCUCAGCCUGGUCAUCUUGCAAGGUCAUCGGCCAAAUUGUGAGACGAAAGCUGCCUUUAAACCCUAAUGUCUAUUCACUCAUUAAUGUAUUCACUCUCAUCAUAUCAUAUCUUCGCCUUUUCUGAGAACUAACAUUCAUGCGCUGUGCCUCUCGAGCUCUCAUAACCACUUUUUGACGCUGUGUAUGACAAACAAACACUACGUAGUCUAUACUGCCAUUGGAAUAAAUAAGUGCUCAUACAGA
Messenger RNA from Phyllopteryx taeniolatus (common seadragon), 1131 nucleotides. Its product is annotated as glutathione S-transferase kappa 1-like. Gene Ontology annotation, molecular function: glutathione transferase activity; glutathione peroxidase activity. Gene Ontology annotation, biological process: glutathione metabolic process. The transcript is spliced from 7 exons. NCBI's taxonomy places the organism in Eukaryota, Metazoa, Chordata, Actinopteri, Syngnathiformes, Syngnathidae. Gene Ontology annotation, cellular component: mitochondrion; peroxisome. Bases 234 to 929 code for a protein of 231 amino acids. The record is from RefSeq and is a predicted model, not a curated record.